ACACUCCUCCCAUUACCCCACCCCCCAUCCCUCAAACCCCACACCAAACUCCAUCCUCCAAGAAGCUCAUAUUUCAGUCUGCCCUCUCUCUACUCAAUUAAUUCCCUCUUCAUUUUUUAUUUUUUUUUAAAUAAUAAUUUUUUUUACAAAAGUACUAGUACUACAUGUCUUGAUCACAACUAAAUAGAGUAGUAUUUAUUUGUCCACAACCCACAUGGAGUUAAAUUGAAACUCUAAAAAAACAGGUGCACAACCCAUUAUUCUUGUACAUUUUAUAUUAGCUCAUGCCUAGGAGUUGCUGUUAGUCAGACAAAGAGAAGAAGAAGAGAAUUAUAAUUCCAUUAUAGUAUAUAGUUUUUUUUUAAAAAAAUUUUCUAGAGUUUUGAGAAUUCUUGGUAUUAGUGAAAAAUAGUCAUGAACAUGUUGUACUAGGCCUUUUGAGAUUUUCUUGAAUUGUAGCUCAAUUGUGUGUGGUGGUAAUUAUGGAUAAUUGGUAUUUUGUUCAUCAUUACACAACAAGACAAUGCCAAUGUUAUUGUACAACAACAACAACACAAGAAGAAGAUCAAGAAUUACAAGAAGAAGAAGAAACAAGAACUUACAAUUCCACAAAAAUUCAUGUUAUGGCUUCUAGAUAUUCCAAGAAUAUUUCACCAAUCAUUUACAUUUUUGUUUUCUUCCUCUUCUCUGUUUGUCCUGUUUUGUCAUCACUAGAACAAUUCAACCAAACUUUUAACCCAAGUGAUGACAUGAAAAUCAUUAAAUCACAUCUCAUGAAAAUCAAUAAACCUGCAAUCAAGACAAUUAAGAGUCCUGAUGGAGAUCUUAUAGAUUGUGUAUUAUCACAUCAACAACCUGCUUUCGAUCAUCCUCAGUUAAAAGGCCAAAAACCAUUGGAGCUAGCUGAGAGGCCAAGAUCAUCAGGACACAACAUAAAUUCAAUGGAAUUUGAAAAUUUUCAACUUUGGAGCAUGUCUGGUGAAACAUGUCCAGAAGGAACAAUUCCAGUUAGAAGAACAAAAGAACAAGACAUUCUAAGAGCUAGUUCUAUUCGAAGAUUUGGUAGAAAAAUUAAAAGACCAGUUCGUAGAGACACUACUAGUAAUGGCCAUGAGCAUGCAGUAGGAUAUGUAACUGGAGAUCAAUAUUAUGGUGCAAAAGCAAGUAUAAAUGUAUGGGCACCUAAAGUUACCAAUCAAUAUGAGUUUAGUUUAUCACAAAUGUGGGUUAUUUCUGGUUCAUUUGGUGAUGAUCUUAAUACAAUUGAAGCUGGUUGGCAGGUAAGCCCAGAGUUAUAUGGUGACAAUUAUCCAAGGUUCUUCACCUAUUGGACUAGUGAUGCAUACCAAGCCACAGGAUGCUAUAAUUUAUUGUGUUCAGGAUUUGUUCAGACAAAUAAUAGAAUAGCAAUUGGGGCAGCAAUUUCUCCAACAUCCUCUUAUAAUGGUGGUCAAUAUGAUAUUAGCAUCAUGAUUUGGAAGGAUCCAAAACAUGGACAUUGGUGGUUAGAAUUUGGAUCAGGAGUAUUAGUAGGAUAUUGGCCAUCAUUUUUGUUCACACAUCUUAGAGGUUCAGCAAGUAUGAUACAAUUUGGAGGUGAAAUAGUGAAUAGUAGAGGAAAUGGAUUUCAUACAUCAACACAAAUGGGAAGUGGACAUUUUGCUGGUGAAGGUUUUGGAAAAGCAUCUUAUUUUAGAAAUUUACAAGUGGUUGAUUGGGAUAAUAGUUUAAUACCAUUAUCUAAUCUCAAAGUAUUAGCUGAUCAUCCUAAUUGUUAUGAUAUUCAAGGUGGGAUUAAUCGUGUUUGGGGUAAUUAUUUUUAUUAUGGUGGACCUGGUAGAAAUCAACGUUGUUCUUAAAAUUAAGAGGGUGGGGGUGGGGGGGAGGGUACAUGUUUUU
Messenger RNA from Solanum tuberosum (potato), 1899 nucleotides. RefSeq lists its product as uncharacterized. The record is from RefSeq and is a predicted model, not a curated record. The transcript has 7 exons. NCBI's taxonomy places the organism in Eukaryota, Viridiplantae, Streptophyta, Magnoliopsida, Solanales, Solanaceae. Bases 483 to 1859 code for a protein of 458 amino acids.